CAAUAAGAUCUUGUAGGAACCACAGCAACAAUUUAUAAUAUAAAAAAUGUUGGCAAAGGCUACUCUAGUCAUCACACUCUUCGCUGUAGUGAUCGCACGGCCUCAAGGUCACGACCAACACCACGGUCACGGUCACGCCAUCUCCUCACAGAGUGUCGUACUGCACCACACGCACGAGACCGUAUACCCUGUACACCACGAGGAGCACCAUGAAGAGCAACACAAGGAACAAGACAAGAAACAUGAACAGAAGCACCAUGAACACCACCAUAAAGAACACCACCACAAAGAAGACCACCAUGAGAAACACCAUCAGGAGAAACACCACGGCCACGCCUCCUCCUCACAGAGCAUCAAACAGCACCACGGAAAAGCUACUGAAAAACACGUCGAAUAUUACUCCCACCCUAAGUACGAGUUCGCGUACAAAGUAGAGGAUCCUCACACCGGUGACAAGAAGUCCCAGCAUGAGUCCCGCGAUGGUGACGUCGUGAAGGGCGUGUACAGUCUGCACGAGCCCGACGGUACUGUCAGGAUCGUGGAGUACCACGCUGACAAGAAGACUGGAUUCAACGCCAACGUCAAGCAUGAGGGUCACGCUAAACACAUUGUUCCCGAGCACCACCACCACCAUUGAUUUAAAAAAGUAUUUUGUAAAUAAGAACUUGUUAAAAAGUAUAAAUAUUGUGUUGUUAUGAAUUUGUAAUAAAUAAUUUAGUCAUUAUGUAAAAGACCUUUUUAAUAAAUGUAUCAAACCAAAACCUACCUUUGUGGAUAUACAAACGUAUUUAGUAGAUAGUUAGGAAGGGUGAAGUAUAAAUUAUUAUACUAUACGUUAACAAUACGAACUCUUUACGCAGUCAAAUAAGAUUCCAAAACAUUCAAAAGAGCUUCCCUUAACUCUUGUGAUAAUUACGUCAACAGUGAAUCAAAUCGCGUUUAGAAUAAGCCUAAUGUAAACAUGUAGUAAUGAGAUGUUAUUGAAACAAACAGAGCGUGAAUUGCAGAUAAACUUUAUUUUUAUCAUGUUACAAAUUUAAUCAGACAGUGAAAAUUCACAUAUCGUGUUCAAUUGAACCUAUACAGUGGAAAAAUCCCAAUAGCUUGAUACUUCCUAGUGUUAUGAUUAAAAAAAACCGGCCAAGUGCGAGUCGGACUCGCCCAUGAAGGGUUCCGUAACAGCAAGUAGAUGACAUAAUAUAAAAGUUAUAAAAUAACUUGGUUUUACAUAGUGUUUGUAUGAACGACAAAGUUAUAUUUGCGGUUGAUGAAAAUGUUUUAUUUCUUAAAAACUAAUAAUGAUAUCUGGUUCAAACCAAUUUUCGUUGUUAGUUUCUAUUGAAAUCUACAGCAUAUAUUUUUUUUUAGUUUUCUCACUCUCUUAUUUUAAAAGUUAGAGGGGGGGGGACACAAAUUUUUCCUCUUUGGAAGCGUCUAACUUUCAAACGGUUGAUUUUGACGAAAAAUAGUUUGAGAAACCUUAAUGUCUUUUUUAAAGAUCUAUCCAUAGACACCCGUCAUGGAUAUGUUAGCUGAAAAAAUAUUUUUUUUCAAUCAGUUCCAUGUAGGUAUGGAGUGUCCCCCUUUAAUUUUCAAAUUUAUUAAUUUUUAUUCAAAAUUCGAAUAGCGGUUACCGGAAUACAUCAACCUACAAAGUUUCAACUAUGUAGGCCCAAGAGUUUCGGAAAUAAAUGGCUGUGACAUACGGACGGACGGACGGACAGACAGACAGACAGACAGACAUGACGAAUCUAUAAGGGUUCCGUUUUUUGCCAUUUGGCUACGGAACCCUAAAAACCCUGGGUGUUUUUACUGCGAGGAUCGCCCAUAGGACACGGUGGAACAUACGGUGGCGGUGUGCUGUGCAUGGGCUGAGUACCAGCGUGUUCCCAGGGAUGUGGUCGGGGACUUAUCCUUUUGAAAGUGUCAGUAAAUCCUUUGAAGGCAACGGUUGAAACCUAUCCAAUAAAAACGACAAAUAAUAGUGUUAUGUCAUGCAAACUACAACUUGGCAUAUAAGCCAAAUUUAUUUUAUAAUUUUUACGAAACCAAUACUUGUCAUAAAACGUGUAUGAUCUAUGAAUUAUUUAAUUGAGAGAAAUCAAUAUUAACCUCGACAAACGUAAUUUCAAUCUUGUAUAAAAGACUUGUGGAUUAGGAACAAAGUAUCAGUACAGAUCUGAUCUUCGUCUUAAAGCAGUAACAAAAUCUC
This is a messenger RNA of Spodoptera frugiperda (fall armyworm), 2212 nucleotides long. Its product is annotated as histidine-rich glycoprotein-like. Gene Ontology annotation, cellular component: extracellular matrix. Lineage: Eukaryota; Metazoa; Arthropoda; Insecta; Lepidoptera; Noctuidae. The coding region runs from base 47 to 637 and encodes 196 amino acids. The transcript has 4 exons. The record is from RefSeq and is a predicted model, not a curated record.